AUGAGUGCAAGUGACAUUCUCAAGCAGAUCAAAGACAACGAUGUGAAGUUCGUCGAUCUGCGUUUCAGCGAUCCGCGCGGCAAGCUCCAGCACGUCACCAUCGACUGCAAUGUCGUCGAUGAAGACAUGUUCGCCGAUGGCAUCAUGUUCGACGGCUCGUCCAUCGCCGGCUGGAAGGCGAUCAACGAGUCGGACAUGAACCUGAUGCCCGACACCGAAACCGCGCACAUGGAUCCGUUCUAUGCGCAGUCGACCAUGGCGAUCUUCUGCGACAUUCUCGAUCCGGUAUCCGGAGAGGGAUACAAUCGCGACCCGCGCAUGACCGCAAAGCGUGCCGAGGCCUACGUCAAGUCCGGCGGCUUCGGCGACACGGCCUAUUUCGGCCCCGAGCCGGAAUUCUUCAUCUUCGACGACGUCAAGUUCAAUUCCGAUCCCUACGAUACCGGCUUCCAGCUCGACAGCAUCGAACUGCCGACCAACACCAAUGCCGAAUACGAGACCGGCAACCUGGGCCACCGUCCGCGCACCAAGGGCGGCUACUUCCCGGUCAACCCGAUCGACAGCGCCCAAGACAUCCGGUCGGAAAUGCUGACCGUUCUGGCGGAAAUGGGCGUUGCGACCGAAAAGCACCACCACGAAGUGGGUGCGGCGCAGCACGAACUGUCCAUGCUGUUCAACACGUUGACGCGCAAGGCCGACGAAGUGCAGCUCUACAAAUAUGUGGUGCACAAUGUCGCCCACGCCUACGGCAAGUCGGCCACCUUCAUGCCCAAGCCCGUCUUUGGCGACAACGGCACCGGCAUGCACGUCCACCAGUCGAUCUGGAGCGACGGCAAGCCGCUGAUGGCGGGCGAUGAGUAUGCCGGCCUGUCGGAAACCGCGUUGUUCUACAUUGGCGGCAUCAUCAAGCACGCCAAGGCGCUCAACGCCUUCACCAACGCCUCGACCAACUCCUACAAGCGUCUGGUGCCGGGCUUCGAAGCACCGGUUCUGCUCGCCUAUUCGGCGCGCAACCGCUCCGCCUCGUGCCGCAUCCCGUUCUCGGGCUCGCCGAAGGGCAAGCGCGUCGAAGUCCGCUUCCCGGACCCGACUGCCAACCCCUACCUCGCCUUCGCGGCGAUGCUGAUGGCUGGCCUGGACGGCGUGAAGAACAAGAUCCAUCCGGGCGAAGCCAUGGACAAGGAUCUGUACGACCUGCCGCCGGAAGAACUCGAAGGCAUCCCGACGGUCUGCGCUUCGCUGCGCGAGGCCAUCGAUUCACUGCGUGCCGACAGUGACUUCCUCAAGGCGGGCGGCGUCUUCGACGACGACCAGAUCGAGGCCUAUCUGGCACUCAAGGAGGAAGAAAACAUCCUCUUCGAGCAGAUGCCGCACCCGGUCGAGUUCGACAUGUACUAUUCGGUCUGA
Effrenium voratum is the source of this 1407-nucleotide messenger RNA. NCBI's taxonomy places the organism in Eukaryota, Dinophyceae, Suessiales, Symbiodiniaceae. The record is from the annotation of a GenBank genome assembly.